Messenger RNA from Pogona vitticeps (central bearded dragon), 3132 nucleotides. It is a transcript of the gene TNFRSF21, whose product is annotated as TNF receptor superfamily member 21. The record is from RefSeq and is a predicted model, not a curated record. Lineage: Eukaryota; Metazoa; Chordata; Lepidosauria; Squamata; Agamidae. Gene Ontology annotation, molecular function: protein binding. Gene Ontology annotation, cellular component: plasma membrane. Gene Ontology annotation, biological process: signal transduction; negative regulation of B cell proliferation; negative regulation of myelination.
GCCUUUCUCUCCGCCCACUGGUCGCCGCCGCCGCCGGGGCGAAGAAGCUCCGCCGCCCUUGUUGGUCCUUCGGAAGCCGGCCGGAGGGGGUUUAUGUUCCUUGGCACUGCUGAUGCUCAGUCUGAAUUGACCUCUGAACAGAAUACCAUAAGACUGUCUUCUGGCACAUAUAGCCACCUUGAUCGUGCCACUAACACGCAACUGUCUUGUGACAAGUGUCCUGCAGGAACAUAUGUAUCUAAGCAUUGCACAGUGACAACCUUAAGAGAGUGCAGCCCUUGUGGCAGUGGAACCUUCACGAAGCAUGAAAAUGGUGUGGAGAGAUGCCAUACAUGCCGAAAGCCUUGUAUACUGCCAAUGGUUGAGAGAACACGUUGCACUGCUUUAACUGACCGCGAAUGCACCUGCCCACCUGGUACAUUUCUCAGUGACAACAACUGCACCCGUUAUUCAGAGUGCCCUGUUGGAUGGGGCGUAAGGAAGAAAGGAACGGACACAGAAGACGUCAAGUGCAAACCUUGCCCUCGUGGCACUUUCUCUGCUGUGCCUUCUAGUGUGUUGAGAUGCAAAACAUUAACCAACUGUUCACAAAAUAAUCUGGUCGUGAUAAAACCAGGAACAAAAGAGAGGGACAACCUCUGUGGGCCUCCAUCAACUUUCCAUAAUGCAGCCGGCCUUUUGUCAAGUCCAGAGGAAGAUAAGGAACUCCACAAAGCGGCUUCUACUUCUGUUCUUCCCAAAGGUGUGAACUCCUCGGCUUCCAACUUUGCUGCCAGCCCUCCCCCAAGUACAUACACUGACGUGAUGACACUAACAGAUAUUGAUAAUGAAACUGCAAAGAAUGAGACAGUCCCUGACAGUGUGACUUCUCUGGACACCCCUAAGCCUUUAAAUCAUCAGCAAAUCCAUUACCACAAACAUACCCCUUCCAUUCUGAAAGGACAGCCAGCACUGGAAAUGAGCGGCAGUGUAAAAUCCAGCAUUCCUUAUAAACCGCCUAAAAGAGGAUCCCCAAGGCAAAAUGCCCAUAAGCAUUUUGAUAUCAAUGAACACUUGCCAUGGAUGAUUGUCCUACUGCUGCUGCUUGUUCUUGUAGUGAUUGUUGUAUGCAGUGUCCGAAAAAGUUCACGGACACUAAAGAAGGGACCAAGACAAGAUCCCAGUUCAAUUGUGGAAAAGUCUGUUUUGAAAAAAUCUUCUACCCCAACCCAAAACAAGGAGAAAUGGAUCUAUUAUUGCAAUGGACAUGGAAUCGACAUUCUGAAGCUGGUAGCGGCUCAGCUUGGAAGUCAGUGGAAGGAUGUCUACCAAUUUCUGUGCAACGCAAGUGAGCGAGAGGUGGCAGCUUUCGCCAAUGGAUAUUCUGCAGACCAUGAGAGGGCCUAUGCUGCUUUACAACAUUGGACCAUCAGGGGCUCUGAAGCCAGCCUUGCCCAGCUGAUCAGUGCCCUCCGACAGCACAGACGUACUGAUGUGGUAGAGAAAAUCAGAGGUUUGAUGGAAGAUACAACUCAGCUUGAAGCUGACAAGUUGGAUCUUCCUGUAAAUUCUGCUCCACUUAGUCCCGCUCCCAGUCCAAAUCCAAAUCCAGACUCGGCCAUCAUCCCUGUGGACCCCUCACCCUUAGAGAAGAACAAGUGCUUCUUUGCGGAUGAGUCGGAACCUCUUCUGCGCUGUGAUUCCACGUCCAGUGGCUCUUCUGCUCUUAGCCGAACAGGCUCCUUUAUUACCAAAGAAAAGAAAGACACAGUGCUGCGCCAGGUUCGCCUGGACCCAUGCGAUCUGCAGCCCAUCUUUGAUGACAUGCUUCACAUUCUGAACCCAGAGGAGCUGCAUGCGAUUGAAGAGAUUCCACAAGCAGAGGAUAAGCUGGAUAGACUUUUUGAAAUUGCUGGCAUCAAAAGCCAGGAAGCAAGCCAAACACUCCUGGAUUCAGUCUAUAGCCACCUACCUGACCUACUUUAGACCAUGGUCACCAAAUGUUCUCAUCACUCAUGCUCUGGCUGCUGCUUGUACUAGCUUGGCACUUGGUAAAAAUAAGGCACAGGCUGGAUAUUUAGUAGAACUUGUAGCCAGUAUUUCCUUCUAGGUUUGACUUUUUUUUUAAAGGGGAGGGGGCAAUUUUCAAGCCUUGGCACCCUUUCUUGUUCAUCAUUCGAAUUAAAUGAUCCUCUUCUCUUCAUUUCAACAUUUCAAUUUCUAAUUUAGAUCUUUCACUUUAAAUGCCUAAAAAACAGAUCUUCUGUUCGACUUUUACAUGGUGAGUUUGGAUUUGUACUUAAAUGUUAAUUCAGAUUGAUCAGAUCAAUUUUGUGUUGUUGUUUUUAACUUCAACUUGACAGCCCCCUGACCCGCCUUUCAGGUAUUUUAAAAAUUUAUAUUCUCCAUUAUGUGUUGUGAGUACGAUCAGCUUUUUCUGAAGAGGAUGUUGAAAAACAACUACUGCUGAAUGAUUCACAUUUAUUGACAUUUUAGUAGCACAGCUAUUUAUUGUAUGAUUCCCCCCGGACAAAGCAAAGAGUGGUUGGUGACUUGUGCUGCUCUACAGCUAUAAAGCAGAGGCAUUUUAAGUGUAAUUUCUCCAGCCUUCAAGACAAUAAGACGUUUUGGCCUACAGCUGAAUGUAAUUCUGUAUACUCAACACAAGGGGAGUAUUUUGCCUUGCCAUUUUAGGAUCUCAGCAAGCUUGGUAAUUUUGGUCAGUUUGGAGUAGCACCUGGAGCUGGACUCUGGAAAGUGAACCAAAACCCUGGUGGUGCCACGUUUCUCGUUCUAUAAGAUUGACUGAUCCUAUGCUUCAAAAUAGUCUUUGUGUGUGCGUGAGUGUGUGUGUGUGUGGAUUUUUAUACUAAUGUGGUCAAUAGAUAUAUUUCGGAGACCUCACUUAGUCUUAGCAUUUCCUUCCUCCAAACACACUUCACUUUUUAUUAAAAUGCUGCAUUAUAAGAAACCUGCCUCUAUUAUAUUUGCAACUACAAUGCUCCAGGAAUACACCAGUCUACAUUAAUGCUUAUUUUGGAGAUGAUACUGGAAGGUGGCAUGUUCUGCCUUCGAUUGCCGGGGGCCAAGGGGGUGGGGUAUAACUUUGGAAAAACUUGCCUUCUAAUAUACUAAUUUAUUAAUAAAUAAUAG